Molecule: messenger RNA, 4237 nt
Organism: Drosophila subobscura
Lineage: Eukaryota; Metazoa; Arthropoda; Insecta; Diptera; Drosophilidae
Gene: CycG
Product: cyclin G
Exons: 6
Coding region: 518-2209 (563 amino acids)
Biological process (GO): mitotic cell cycle phase transition; regulation of cyclin-dependent protein serine/threonine kinase activity
Cellular component (GO): cytoplasm; nucleus; cyclin-dependent protein kinase holoenzyme complex
Molecular function (GO): cyclin-dependent protein serine/threonine kinase regulator activity
Source: RefSeq, a predicted model, not a curated record
CCGUUGUGUGUGUCGUUUGUACGUGUGUUUGCAUAGAAAUAGAAAUUUUUGUAUAAUUGUAUGCUGCGAAAAGCCAGUUCAUUGCAGAACCAGCGUAUGUUUUCUUCCUGCAAAUGUACAAAGCUUAGCUAAGAGGGCCUUCAGAUAUAUGCAACCCCAACCUGCAGAACUAUGAAGUGCAGCUGAUGUGAGAAAAAUCCCAACCACUCUUAAUCUAGUGUGUGGGAAAAAUCGAUUCGAAAAACAAUCAAAAGAAGCAGAAAAACUUUCAAUUGUGAUAGAAAUUUGCAGUACAAAUUAGUUAAACCUAGCGUAAAUGGCAGAAAAACGAGUUUUAUAGCGAAACCUUUUUUUAACCAGAACCACGAAUCAAGCUGCCAGGCGACAACUUCUACGCAUAAAUAUUUUCAAAGUGCAAUAAAAACCAUUUGCAAAUAAAAUAAUUCAUCUCAACAUUCCUGCGCAACAGAAAACAACAACAAAAUGGCUGUAAAAAUGUACUAGGCCAGCCCUCACAAUGUCUGUCCCUGUACGCUACUCUGCUGCCGCCGAAUACGCCGCCGACGUCGUUGAUUGUGGUUUGGAGGAUACUCAAUACCAAUACCAGCAACAACAGCAACAGCUAGACCAUCAGCAGCAGCCACCUACCAACCACUACGAGCAGGAGUACCAAUACCAAUACCAGUCCCAGUACCAACAGGAGCAGGAUAUCGAGUACUAUUGCCAGUUGGAGGCGGUUGAGCGGCAGCGGCAGCAGCAGCAGUUGAUGCAGCAGAGGACAUCGAUGUCGUCGUCGGUUAUGUCAGGAUUCGCCUUGCCCCCCACCAGCAGCAGCAGCAACAACAACAUGGACGCCAACAGCAUUAACGCGAUCCUGGUCGAUGAUGAGCAACCCUCGACAUCGGCCCAGGCAGCGGCUGCAUCUGUUCUCGCCGGCAGCGUUAGUGCUGCCGGUGGUUUGGCUUCGGUUGGGGGCAAGUUGGGGAAUGUCAUGGACCACAAUGCAGAGAUGCCAACUGAUUGGAUGAGGAUUGCGGACGAGGGCCGGUACGGGACCCCGGGUGCUGCUGGCUUGGAAUAUCAGAAGUACGAUCAACAACAACAACAAGAGCAACAGCAACUGGAUCUGGAGGCCGAGGCAGGAGCAGUCGGCGGUGUUGGCAAUGAACCAACUUCCGCGAAGAAGCAGCUGGAGGACCAACUGCACGCUCUCACCUCCGACGAGCUCUACGAGACUCUCAAGGAGUACGAUGUUUUGCAGGACAAGUAUCACACAGUCCUACUGCUGCCCAAGGAGUCGAGGCGCGAGGUGACUGCCGGAGGACGUGACGGCUCUGCGUACGUGCUACGCUGCCUGAAGAUGUGGUAUGAGCUGCCAUCUGAUGUCCUGUUCUCGGCUAUGAGCCUGGUGGAUCGCUUUUUGGACCGCAUGGCUGUCAAGCCCAAGCACAUGGCCUGCAUGAGCGUGGCCUCCUUCCAUUUGGCCAUCAAGCAGCUGGACUUGAAGCCCAUACCUGCCGAGGAUCUGGUUACAAUAUCUCAGUGUGGUUGUACCGCUGGCGAUCUGGAACGCAUGGCUGGCGUGAUUGCCAACAAGCUGGGUGUCCAGAUGGGACAUGCACCGAUCACAUCCGUAAGCUACCUGCGCAUCUACUAUGCCCUCUUCCGCAAUCUGGCGAAGGAGAUUGGCGGCGAUUUCUUCAAGUUCUUCCAGCAGCUGAUUAAGCUGGAGGAGCUCGAGAACCGUCUGGAGAUCCUGUUGUGCGACGUGAAGACCACCGUCAUUACGCCCUCAACUUUGGCUCUGGUGCUCAUCUGCCUGCAUCUGGACUUCCACAUCAAGGAGUCGUAUACCCGCGGCAGUCCCGAAUUGAAGCACGUCUUUGAGUAUAUUCUCUUCCUGCAGCAAUACAUGAGGAUUCCCGAUCGCGUUUUCACCUGCGGCUUUAGCAUUGUUUCGGGCAUUCUGUCCCAUUACAAUGGUCAGAACAAGGCGCCCUACAAGCAACGGCUUGUCUGGAAGUUGUCCAGUCGCACGCUGCGCGUCUUGCGCCCAAUCAAUCGUUUCUCCUCCGACCUGCCCACCAUUGAGGAAGGCAUUUCCAAUGCCCUUGACGAUGGCCUGCGUUCAAGAACCGAGAGUAUUAGCUCUGAGGAGGAGGAAGAUUGGCCAACUUCACCCAUAAUUCCAAUAUUCGAACAAUGUUAGUAUCCAGCCACUCAGCAGCACCCCACACUGCAAGAUAACAGCUGGAGCAGGAUUAAGCCACGAAACGGAGACGACGGAAACGCACUCGACGGGCACAUCACACACAGAGACACAGACAUCAAAUGGAGCCGCCAUCUUCCUGGAAUGCAAGGCAGCGGCAGGAGCUGCAGCAGCAAAACACACAAACAUAUCCCACUGCAUUGGAAAAGCGAACAAAGGAUAAGCUGCAGCAGCAACAACAACAACCAACUGCUGUUGCAUUUGCGUGUGUGUGGUGUGUGUACCGUCAGUGUGUUGUGGAUUGGAUUGAGUGAGCGUUUCGUGUGCGUGCGUGCAUAGAGAGAGAGAAGAGAGGUGAUUGAGAGAGUGUGUGUAUAUUUUGCUAAACUGCAUCAUAAUUCUUUUGGCAUACACAUAUAUAUUAUUACCGCUGGUUCUAACAUUUAAGAAACAAUUGAGUUUUAGGCGAAGCCAAAAAAGGAGAGAGGCAGCAAAGUAGCACCCCCCAUGUCUCCCCUUUUGCCAGAACAGGUUGCCAGAGAAGCGUCACUAGGCGCGCCCGUUAGAGAGGCAACCAUUUUUUCAAUUUAUUUGCGGCAGACAAAAAAAUACGUGAAAAAAAAUCAAAAGCAAAAAAAAAAAUUACAAAAAAAACAAAACAAAAACGAAUGCUGCGGACCAUCAUACAAAAGAUUGAUGCCGUUCCGGAUCAUUAUUUGAGAUCAGAGAGAAGGAGGAAACGAUUGCAGAGUUGCCAGCCCCAAAAAAACACAAAACCAGACUCUGGAAUGGGAAUGCAAUUUUUUGGUGGUAACCGCAAAAAAAAAUAUAUCAAAAAACAAAACAUUACAAAAAAACAUCAAAAUCAUCAAACACACAAAAAACCAAUUAGUUUUAAAAACUUUAUGUUCUCCCCAUGUUUGUGCUGCUCUUAUCAGUUCUGUUAUAAAAUCCCAACCCCCAAUCAAAGGACCCACAAAAAUACAAACAAAAAAAUCAUAAAAUCUUAAAAAAAAAGUACAAAAAUUCUCUACGUAUAGACAGACCUAAACUUUAAGGUAGCAGAAAACAGAAACCGAUCAGAUGCGAUAUCCAUAAUUUUAGCCGCGCUCAAAAAAACAAAAAAGAUGAAAGAAAAACUAUACAAAAACAUAAUUCGCCGCCUAUAUCAACUAAGAACUCUUAACAAUAACAAUACCAAUUAAAUUAAAUCAAUUAUGCAAGGAGAAAAUCCACGAUAUUGUACCAGUAGUGUGUGUCUAGUAGAUUUUUCUCUGUAUAACAAAAAAGAAACAAACAAAACCAAACAAAAACCAUUUGCCGCCCGAAAAGAAAACUGAAAAUCUUUCAUUAUCAUGGUGGAAUCAACAAUUAUUAGACAGCUUCAAACAAUCAAUCAAAACAAUUGAUGCUUGGAAAUGAGUAUAAACACGGUGAUCCUUUUUUUAUAUUUUACUCCUCCCCUACACAACCGUAUACACUUUCUUUUUUGUUAUAUAAUAUUAUUUAAUUUAUUAAACGAUAUGUAAAAAAAAAACCAUACAAAAAACAAGACCAACAAACAUAUGUUGUAGUACAUUAAAUAUCAACUAAAUCCUAGUUUACGUAAACCAGCAAAAAAUUCGAACCGCAACAAAAACCGAAAUUCAAAUUAAGAUUGAAGCGCGGCGAACUUUAAGCAGAAAUUAUGAUGCAUUAUUUAGCAAGAUGUACAGAGAGACAGCGAGAGAUAUGUGUAGAAGGAAGAGUAGAAAGGAGAGAAACGUGUGUGGAGAGCAUAGACAGACAUAAAUGAAAAGAAAAACUACCGCAAAUGGAGAAAAAGUUGAUCAGAGAAACAUAAAAACAAUUUUCAAAUUUUACAAAUUCUUUUUUUUAAACAUCUUUCCCCCGAUAAAGGGACUCACACAUAGAUUUAUGUGCCUGCGAUCCUUGGAUCGACACUAUUUCUGUAAAUUUAAAUAAAAUGCGAUUGCCACUGUGUCCUCCACAGUGGUAGACACUUUUCAAUGAGUAUUUACAACAAAA